GGACACCAGACAGGACACCAGAGAGGACACCAGCUGGAGCAGAGAGGACACCAGAGAGGAAACCAGCGCGCUGCUGCGCUGCGCCCAGAGGACCUCUUGCGUCUCAGCCUCCUACUUGAGGACAGAUGGAUCUGACGCCGGAGCGCAUCAACAGCGGCACAUUUUGACUUUUUCUUUCCUCCCAUGAAGACGGAUGAUCACUUAUCUCUCUGUCAUUAUUAUUCUUCUCCGUCAUGACCACAGUCCCAAUGGAUAUCUACUCCUCCACGUUAUCUCAAGCGGUGGACAUCGGAGCAGGGUGUUAUCUGCUGCUUGUAGCUGUUCUCUCCAUCAUGGGAAACCUGCUGGUCCUCAUCAUGGCAGUCAAAAGGUCAUCAAGGAUGAAACCGCCGGAGCUGCUGAGCGUGAAUUUGGCAGUGACAGACCUGGGAGCAGCUGUUUCCAUGUAUCCCCUGGCUGUGGCCUCUGCCUGGAGCCACCACUGGCUCGGGGGAGAUGUUACCUGUGUGUAUUACGGCUUUGCAGGGUUCUUCUUCGGCCUCGCCAGCAUCAUGAACCUGACCAUCUUGGCCAUUGUGCGCUUCAUUGUGUCCCUCAAUUUGCAGUCACCCAAAGAAAAGAUCAGCUGGAGGAAGGUGAAGAUGCUGUGCAUGUGGACGUGGCUGUACGCUCUGAUCUGGUCUGUGUUCCCCAUCCUGGGCUGGGGGCGCUAUGGCCCGGAGCCCUACGGCCUGUCCUGCUCUCUUGCCUGGGGACAAAUGAAACAUGAGGGCUUUUCUUUCGUCAUCUCCAUGUUCAUCUUUAACCUCCUCAUGCCUUGUGUCAUCAUCUCCGGCUGUUACUUUGGCAUCGCCAUCAAACUCUAUUUCACCUACAAAAAGUCGAUGAACAACAGCAGCCGAGUCCCCAAUAUUAUCAAGCUCCAUCGAAGGCUUUUAGUGAUCGCUGUGCUCACCAGCUUAGGCUUCAUGGUCUGCUGGUCGCCCUACUCCAUGGUAAGCCUGUGGUCUAUUUUCGGUGACAGUAGCACCAUCCCACCUGAAGUCAGUCUACUGCCGUGCAUGUUUGCAAAGAGCUCCACCGUAUACAAUCCUAUGAUCUACUACAUCUUCAGCCAAAGCUUCAAAAGGGAGGUAAAGCAGCUGUGGCUGUGCCCCGGCUCUAACCCGUGCCACGGGUUAACGUCCAACAGCAUCAACGACACCGGCAUGUAUACGGUUAGCGCAGACAUCAAGUCCAAAGCAGAAGUACUGUCGACUUUGCCGGAGAUCGCGGAGUGAAAGACAGAGAUUUUUUGGAUUGAAAGACAAGAACUUUGUAGUCUCAUAAUGUGUUAUCUCACAAACGUUACUGUACUUGCUUUGUAUUUUUUCCAGUACAAUGGUGUGUGCUAUUAUAACAUAACAAGCAGGGUAAUGCUGGCCUCUUUUGUGUGUGGCCACGAUGAAUGAGAGGGCAUGUUUGCACAAUAUGUUAAAUGCUGUGAAAAUUCAGCCAACUAAGCUAUAGAUAAGAGUUAACUGUGCUUACAGCUGACUAAAAAAACCCGAAACCGUUGUAGCCCUGAAAUAGAGGCCAACUCACUGUUGAGUAAUGAUGUGAACGAAGCAAGUGGCAGUCUCACGGGGACUAAAGAAAAAUAAUUUUAACACAUUACAAACCAAAGGUAUGACAAAAAAAAAAUUAUUUAGAGCACAGAUAAAGAGUAGGAAAAGAAGACAUGUUUACUUAAAUGCUUCAGGUUCAUUCUGUGAUAGAUGCUUGUUUGUUUGAAAAAUAACUUUUUGAUAAUUUUGUGAUAACAAAUCAGUAUUUUCCAGAAAAAAACAAGAAAAAAAUCACUUUCAGUUCAGGAAUAAUAUUUACCAACUAGCUACUGUACUGUAUGAGCUAAAUGUUCAUUAAGUGAAAACUGGAAGAUCAUGUUAGUCUGCCUCUAAAAAUGUUUACAAAAACAACACAUACUGUCCAUGUUUACUAUGUCUAAUGGAUGUAUGUUGGCUUCUCCUAUCGUUUCAUCAGAUAUUAUAUUUUAAGGAUAAGACUGUCAUUAAUAUUUCAUUAUUUUAUUACCAACAAAUUUGGAUCAAAACUAAAGAUUGUAUUUAUUCUACUAACAAGUAUCAACCGUAUCACGUAGUCGUCAUUAUCAGAUUGAGUUAGCUCAGUUACCAUCAACCUUGAUACUUUGAAGUGGAUGAGAAGUCCUAUGGUUGCUCAGAACUGUAGAAAGUUUCAACAUCUAUUUCUAUGGCAACUGGACAAACUUAGUCCGCCAAUGAGAACCGUGUGAUGCAGUUGAAGGUCCCAGAACAAACGAGUAAGUGGACCUUGAGCUUUGUCAGUAUCAAUGGAGUAUUAAGGCACAAAGAAAUAAGCUAUCUCAUGCUUUGUCUAUACAGUCAGUGCUUGUUAAUAGGAUAUUUCUCUUUUGGCCUUUCAUUGGAUUGGAUCUAUAAAAAAGAUCAAAUAAAGUUUUAUCCCUUUAAACCCUUUGCAACUUUGUGAACAUUCAGAACUAUGGAGAUAAAAGCUCUUUUAGAAAUCAGUGUGUAGCUGAUUUUCAUGUCACCAGGGUGUUAAAAACCAGUGUUUUGUUGCCUGAACCUAAAGAAGCCUUUUUGUUUGUGUUCAAAACGUGACGUUUCAUUCAGUUUUACAUGUUAGAACGUGUUGCUUUUAAGUUUUAUUUUCACAACGUAGUAGGCAUAGUAGGCCCCUAAUGACCCACUUCUAUGGUGCUUAUAGCGACUGAUAACGCCUAUUUAAUGGCCUGAUAACAGUCGAAUCGGGUCAAAUCAUGAUAUUCUACUGCCUGUAGUCACUGCUACAGAACAACAGCAUAUUAUUGUAUAUAAUUCAGACUAAAAAAGGAUUUCUGUGAUGAUAAUAACUUCAUGUCACAUACACGAGAACUACUCUCGCCUUGCUUUACACAAGGCAUAUUUUUUUCCUCAUAUAUUCACCUGCAAUCUCGCAAUUCCUGUUUCAAGCUUUCGCUUUCAUUGAGCUUGACUAAAUGUGUAGCCUUUUUUUUUUAUUGCAUCUUGUACUGCUGACUGUUGAAUUAUUUCUAAAAAAAUUGUGAAUGUAGAGCUAUGAACCUUGAGUUUAUUUGUGUGUGCAAUCCAUUGGUCAUGUUUGAAAAUAAACACUGACUGAA
Molecule: messenger RNA, 3163 nt
Organism: Sebastes umbrosus (honeycomb rockfish)
Lineage: Eukaryota; Metazoa; Chordata; Actinopteri; Perciformes; Sebastidae
Gene: opn8b
Product: opsin 8, group member b
Exons: 4
Coding region: 234-1280 (348 amino acids)
Biological process (GO): G protein-coupled receptor signaling pathway; visual perception
Cellular component (GO): membrane
Molecular function (GO): G protein-coupled receptor activity
Source: RefSeq, a predicted model, not a curated record